Messenger RNA from Spirodela intermedia, 611 nucleotides. NCBI's taxonomy places the organism in Eukaryota, Viridiplantae, Streptophyta, Magnoliopsida, Alismatales, Araceae. The record is from the annotation of a GenBank genome assembly.
AUGCUGUCUUUCUCCUCCGGAAGGGCCACGCCCUCGCCGCCGGCCACCUCCUCUGGCCGCCGCCCGCUUGAGAGGCACAGGAAAGCGGAGUCUAUCGUGCCCUUACAAACCCUAACUCCGCCGGAGGGGAACACCACGUUCAUCGGCGGCACAACGUGGUGCGUGGCUCGGCCGGGAGCUGCUCAGGUGGCCGUGCAGGUGGCGCUGGACUGGGCGUGCGGGGACGGUGGCGGCGCCGACUGCUCGCCGGUGCAGCCCGGGGGAGCCUGCUUCGAGCCGGACUACCUCCUUUCUCACGCCUCCUACGUCUUCAACAGCUACUACCAGCAGAACGGCAACUCCGACGUCGCCUGCAACUUCGGCGGCACUGCCAUCAUGACCACCCUUGACCCCAGUGAGCUCCACAUCCCACCUCUGUUCUCUCUCUCUCUCUCCCUCCCCCCUCUCGUUCUCUCUCUGGCUGCCAACACGACAACUGUGUAAAAUGGCUUGCCCAACCAGUCAGAUCAUAUUGAGCCGUCUGGUCAGUAGACCCAAUUCCAUCAUACAUGAUCGAUUUUUCUAAUCUUCUUGCAGGCUACGGGUCGUGCAAGUUCCUGGCCUCGGGGUGA